This is a messenger RNA of Lampris incognitus (smalleye Pacific opah), 1574 nucleotides long. It is a transcript of the gene cacnb4a, whose product is annotated as calcium channel, voltage-dependent, beta 4a subunit. Gene Ontology annotation, biological process: chemical synaptic transmission; neuromuscular junction development; calcium ion transmembrane transport. NCBI's taxonomy places the organism in Eukaryota, Metazoa, Chordata, Actinopteri, Lampriformes, Lampridae. The record is from RefSeq and is a predicted model, not a curated record. The transcript is spliced from 14 exons. Gene Ontology annotation, molecular function: high voltage-gated calcium channel activity; protein binding. Bases 1 to 1554 code for a protein of 517 amino acids. Gene Ontology annotation, cellular component: voltage-gated calcium channel complex.
AUGUCCCGUCACAUCUACAGCCGCCACGGCCACGAGGGUCUCCAGAAACCCGUCUUCCAGGCUAACAGAGGGACCUACUCCAGACGCAGUCGGCUGAAGAGGUCGGACGGUAGCACUACCUCCACUAGCUUCAUCCUCCGACAGGGCUCAGCUGAUUCCUACACAAGCCGACCGUCAGACUCGGAUGUGUCCCUGGAGGAGGAGAAGGAGGGUGGCCGGCAGGAGAGGGAGCAGCAGGCCACCGUCCAGCUGGAGAGGGCAAAGACUAAAGCAGUGGCCUUUGCAGUGAAGACCAACGUCAGCUACUGUGGCGCCCUGGACGAGGAUGUCCCUGUGGCAGGCACUGCCAUCUCUUUUGAUGCCAAGGACUUCCUCCACAUAAAAGAGAAGUACAACAAUGACUGGUGGAUUGGCCGCCUGGUGAAGGAGGGCUGUGACAUCGGAUUUAUCCCCAGCCCGCUGAAGUUGGAGAAUAUUCGUCUCCAGCAGGAACAGAAGAGAGGGCGCAUCCAUGGCAGUAAGUCCAGUGGGAAUUCCUCCUCCAGUCUGGGAGAAAUGGUCUCAGGCACCUUCAAACCAAACCCCAAUUCUGCAGGAAAGCAGAAACAAAAGGUGGCUGAACACAUCCCCCCGUAUGAUGUUGUGCCCUCCAUGAGGCCGGUGGUCCUUGUGGGACCGUCUCUGAAAGGUUAUGAGGUGACAGAUAUGAUGCAGAAGGCUCUGUUCGACUUCCUGAAGCACAGGUUUGAUGGGAGGAUAUCAAUAACAAGGGUAACAGCAGAUAUAUCACUGGCCAAGAGGUCAGUGCUAAACAACCCCAGUAAGAGGACCAUCAUUGAGAGAUCCAACACCCGCUCAAGCCUCGCGGAGGUCCAGAGUGAGAUAGAGAGGAUCUUUGAGCUGGCCAGGUCUCUACAGCUGGUGGUACUCGAUGCCGACACUAUCAACCACCCAGCACAGCUCAUCAAGACCUCAUUAGCACCCAUUAUCGUCCAUGUUAAAGUUUCUUCACCUAAGGUCCUCCAGCGGCUGAUUAAAUCGAGAGGGAAGUCCCAAAGCAAACACUUGAAUGUACAGCUGGUGGCUGCAGACAAGUUGGCACAGUGUCCUCCAGAGAUGUUUGAUAUCAUCCUGGAUGAGAACCAACUGGAGGAUGCAUGUGAACACCUGGCGGAGUAUCUGGAGGCGUACUGGCGUGCCACACACACCUCCCUCAGCACGCCGCUCAACCCUCUGCUGGGACGUAACCUGGGCUCCACUGCGCUCUCCCCAUAUCCGGCUGCCAUACAGGCCCAAAGAAACAGAAACAGCAACCACACGACAGAUGACCACUCCCCUGUCGAACGUCGCAGCCUGAUGCCAGCUGAUGAGAACUACCACAAUGAGCGUAUGCGGAAGAACCGCAACCGCUUGUCUUCGGGCUCGCAGCACAGCCGGGACCACUACCCUCUCAUGGAGGAGGACUACCAAGAUCCCUACCAGGAUUCUUACAAGCCUCACCGUAGCCGAGGCUCCCCGGGAGGCCACAGCCAGGACUCGAGGCACAGGGUUUAAAGCUGCGCUCCACUGAAACC